CCCAAAGUGAUGCGUUUGUAGGCAAUUUUUUGCAAUCCUUUUCAUUCUUGCAUCCGUGCUAAAAGGCUUCACUCCCCCCUCUGCCUUUUGUUUCCGAGGUGGAGCCUGAUACACCGACUUCUUCAAACUGAACUGCCGGCGAAGCAGACGGACAAGAUAGGACCGGCACCAGCAGUCGGUGGCACAGAUCUGGGACGAAGCAGAUCGAAAGGAGGGACCAUAAAGGCAGUUGCAAGGAAGAAAAAGGGAUUUUGUGGAGCGCUUUGUACGAUUGAAUAAUUUUACAAACCGGCUACACACGGUACAGCUUCAAGAAAGAUGAAUUAUUUCAUCCUGCUGUCGCUUUUUGCCACGAUUAUCACCGGAAAGUCACCUCGGCUGAAAUUUGUUCUACACGAGACCUCCAGGUUCCACUUCAACAAACCGGAGAACUACAUCAGCAUGUACCACCAGGAAGGGAGCGACAUGCUGUAUGUGGGCGGCCAGGCGAUGAUCUAUGUGUUGACGUUCACUAACAGAGGGGUCCGCAACCUGCAGAUCCCAGCGGCAUCUGACCAGACUGCAAUUGAUACCUGCAAGGCAAAGGCUGCGCCACUCGAGUUGGAGUGUGAUAAUUUCAUCACCGUCAUUCAGAAAGUAAAUGACACAAUGAUAAUAUGUGGAACUAAUGCUGGAAGCCCCAGGUGCUGGAUGCUGGUAAAUGAGACUGUGCUGACUGACGUCCAGGGCAACGGGCAGAUAGCAUCAGCCUCUGACAUCUCACCACCAUAUCCUUCCCAAAAGUCCAUCAGCUUGCCUGCAGAUGGGAGUCUGUAUUCUGCUAUGUCGUCGGUGGCAGGUCACGCCGGCUCGAUCCGCCGUACGUUUGGAUCCCAGAAACUCCUGAAGACGGAGAACGUUUGGCUGCUGAAUCCGCAGUUUGCCGGUGCAGCCAUAAUGCCGUCUACACUGAAGUACAAGGAGGAGAUCUACUUCUUCUUCAGUGAGCUCAACAAGACAGCCAGAGUGGACGAGGAGCCUUACAGGGCACGCAUUGGCCGAAUCUGUACGGUGGACGAAGGCGGCAUCAAAGCCCUGCUGGCAGACUCAUGGACCACCUUCAUGAAGGCCCGGGUCAUGUGCGGCGCAGGAAACACUCAGCAGCAGUACAACAACAUGAAGCAGGCGGUGGUGCUGACAGCGCAAGACAAGAGGGCUGGAGUCCUGUAUGGCCUGUUUUCCAACGCAUGGGGUAGAACAGUGAUCUGUGCCUACUCCAUUGAAGAUAUUGACCAGGCUUUCUCCACAUCCAAACUGAAGGGCUACAGCAGUCCAUUCAUUGGCAGUCGCCCUGGGAUGUGUGUCCGCAAAAACUCAACAGCAGGAGGUCACAACGACAUCAAAAACCUUGGGGUGAUCAGAUACCAUCCAGAAAUUGAGGAUGUGAUCCGGCCCGUCGGUGUGGCUCCACUGGACCUGCCCACAGAUGACCAAAUCACACAUGCUGUGGCAGACAUCGUCCUGGCGGUCAAUGAUGAGCACUACAGCGUCCUGUACCUCGGAACAGACCAAGGCAAAGUUCUCAAAGUUCUUCACAGCAGCGAGGGGGUCUUCAUCAUAUCUCAGUACUCUCUGUUUCACAAUGAGGGCCCCGUUCUCAACAUGGCCAUCGACUCCCAAAAGGGACACCUGUAUGUUGGUACAGCGAUGGAGGUCCAGCGGCUGCCACUGGCUGACUGCAGUCGCUAUGGCGACACGUGCAGGGAGUGCAUCCUUUCCCGGGAUCCGUACUGCGGCUGGGACAGGUCCAGGAGGAAGUGUAUCCCAAUCCCACCUGGAUACAACGUCACCACAGGGACACUCAUUCAGAAUCUGGACCGUUCAAACUCCUCGGUUUGUGGGGAAGCUGCUGCUUUAAAGCAGCGUAGCACUUCUCCCAGAGAAGUGCUGGUGCAGUCCAACACCUCCAUCUUUCUCCCUUGCCCUGUGCGCUCCUUCCACGCCACCUACCGCUGGGUGAAAGACAACUGUGUCAAGAACUACCCCUGCCUCUUCUCCGGAGACUUCUGCGUCCUGGGGCCGGCUAUUGACACGCCCCUGAAGGAAGGCGUCUUCCGCUGCAUAGCCACCGAGGACGGAUUCAAAGUGGAGGUCAUCUCCUUCAGGCUGGUGAACGACGGCAGGCUCCUGGCCGCCUCCCUGGCCUCCACCUUGGGGCCGUCGAUCCUGCUCGCCAUGGCUACCCUGUGGCUCCAUUAACUGCAGCUACCGCUAAUGCUAACCCCUCAUCCUUACUGGCUCCCAAUGACAGGAAAGACAAGGAGCCUCUGUUAGGAGGUUAGGUUCGCAGAGCAUUAAAGUACAUGGUUGGGUUGGACAGUGGGAAUUCACCUUUUUUAGAGAAAGAAUCCCAAAAAAAUGUGAAUGAGAGAUUAAAUUCUGUAUUUUUUGUUGUUGCAUAAAAGCAACAUAUCUGCAGCUGUCUUAAAGAGAUCAGAACUCAAAAAAUACUUUCAUUAACAUUCAGACUAAUUACUGUCCAUGAAUUGACAUCUUGCAAGUUCGAUCAACCGUAAUUAGGUGCUUUGCGAAACUAUCCUCUCUGACUCAAAACAUAUCGUAUGAGUUGGGCAAAAAAAACAAUACCAGGCCAAUUCUUUUUACCAUUUAUCUACUUAUUUUCAAAUUGACUUAACUGUGCUUAUUUGUGAAUAUAUAAACCUUUAAUACCGCUCUUACAUCGAAUCAUUCAUGUUGUUAAACCUUAUUGCUAUAGCUCAUUAGUACUCAUUAGUACUUAGAAAUGUCUGGUAUUGAGAUUUAAAAAGCCUUAACACUUCUGGGACAUAAACUCCUAAGCACAAUUUUGCAGUCGAGGCAGAAUACUGCAGCCUCGGUUGGACUUGGCGCUAUAAUUAGUGCCGCUGAGUCUAACAACAUCGCUGGGAGGAAGUGUCAGCUUUUUGACAGGAAGUAGGCGGAUGGGCAAGAGCUCAUUCUCGAACAUCACUGUGUCUCAGCACCUCCUCCUCAGACGAGGCAGUUUCAUGCAUCUUUUUAUCAGAAGGUAUCAGACAUCAUCAUUACGCCUUGUUCACAGCUUUGUCCGUUGUUUUUCUCUUUAAAUGCCAUCGUCUUAACUCAUCAGAAACAAAACACUUAACCCUCUGAGGUCUAAGGGCAUUUUCUCGAUUUUGACAUAUCUCCUUAAAUUCACCUUUUAAGGGUAUUUGUAUAUGACUUGAUGCCCAUGUGUUUCACAUCAAAAUGUUCAGAACAAACUCAGCUUUCUGUAUAGUGCAGCCUUAAUGUGUACUAGUUCAAUGUAUAAAGAGAUAAUUU
This is a messenger RNA of Sander lucioperca (pikeperch), 3321 nucleotides long. RefSeq lists its product as uncharacterized. Gene Ontology annotation, biological process: neural crest cell migration; negative chemotaxis; semaphorin-plexin signaling pathway. Gene Ontology annotation, molecular function: semaphorin receptor binding; chemorepellent activity. The coding region runs from base 319 to 2238 and encodes 639 amino acids. NCBI's taxonomy places the organism in Eukaryota, Metazoa, Chordata, Actinopteri, Perciformes, Percidae. The record is from RefSeq and is a predicted model, not a curated record. The transcript has 14 exons.